Oldenlandia corymbosa var. corymbosa is the source of this 1743-nucleotide messenger RNA. Lineage: Eukaryota; Viridiplantae; Streptophyta; Magnoliopsida; Gentianales; Rubiaceae. The record is from the annotation of a GenBank genome assembly.
UGUAUUUGGAUCAGAUUGAACUUUAUCAAUGGGCUUCCGAGCGAUCUAAUAAAUAAUUUCGAUUCUACAAGUCUAGCCCCUAUAGUAGUCUUCCUUCAAUAAACGCAGACCAGAAUCGAAAGUCCGGAGCGAGAAUCUGACAAUGGCUGACGUUCAGAGGAGAGGAGGUGGUGGAGGAGGAGGAAGGCCGUUUCCGCCGUCAAGGGGCCCCCUUCCAGGGCCGCCGCCUACUAAGUCCGGCCCACGCUUCGAACCCGUCGAUCGCGAGAAGAUUUGUCCGUUGCUGCUUCGUGUAUUUACUAAGGUUGGAGAGCAUCACAACUCAUCAGAGUUUGCUGUAAGAGGGAAGGAACCGAAGGAUGAAGUGCAAAUAUACACAUGGAUGGAUGCAACUUUGCGGGAAUUAACUGACCUGGUAAAAGAGGUAGCUCCUGAGGCAAGAAGAAGAGAUGCAGUUCUGUCAUUUGCGUUUGUGUAUCCUGAUUCACGUGGUCGCAUGGUGGUUAGAGAGGUCUUUCAUCUUGUUUUCCUUUAUUCUUCAUAUCUCAGUGGAUUACAAAUUGACAAGUUUGUUCUUGUACUUUAAUGUUCUGAACAUUCAUCCUUAGCUGGUCUUUUGCAGCUGUGCAUUGUAUUUGUUCUUUGGUUGAUCAUGUCUGUAUCAAGUUGAAAUUGUCCAUUGCUGAAAACUUAAAGAGUUGUUCACUGAAGCUCAUGUUGUAGUUAUCUCAAUUAUUACCUAUUACAAUAAUUAGGUGCAUAUCUUUAGAACUCUUUUUUACUAAGCAUCAUCAAGAAUAAUUAUGUUUUCUCAAGUCUUUUGGAAGAAGACCGACCUUACUUUUUUAGCUUUUCGUUUUUCUCUGAAACUCUUUAGGUGUAAAUAUGUUAAGUAUUAUUGCUUCAGUGUGAAAGCCCAAAGUUAGCUGGAAAAAUCUGUGACUAUUUCUACCUAUUGAAUUGUUUGUUGCGCAACCUAUAAGUUUCUCGGCUUGUUAAUGAUGUAUCUGCUAAAAUAUGUCUGUGUUCUGAUACUGGAUUAUAAUCUAUUUCCCUAUCAGGUUGGCAAGACCUUUUCAAACCCAAACAUCAGGAGACCGGACAAUGGCAGUAUGGCUUUGGGUGAACUUAACUUUCGGGUAAGUUGCUCUGCUUGUUCUUCUUCCUGCGUCUCUUACAUUAGUCAACUCAUUUAUCUCCCUUUUGUGCAGAUAGGAGAUUAUUUGGACGUGGCGAUACUUCUGCAGUAGUUCAUUUGGCGAGCUAAUUUCCAAAGAGAACUCUUUGUAACGAAGGAUAUGUAAGAUUUUCACUAUUAGAUAUAGUAUAUGUGCGAGAGAAGUAGGGGGCAACAUAUGCUUAUUUUGGGCCAUGAAAGGAAGAUACUUUCCUUUUAAGUUUCUUAAAUGUGCCAAAGAAGUUGUCCACAAGACUAUUUGAUGGGUUUUCCUGUGUUUCUAAUCGUUGCCUUGGUGAUGAUGAUGCAUUAACACCAUGAAAUGUUGAAACUGUCUUUUGGCUUCUUUCUUCUUUUUUUUUUUUGAAACUUUUUUUGCUUUUGUUAUUUCGAGUUUGGAAAAGGUUGUAAAAUUAAGAAGCAAAGAUUGGUUUAUGGUGGAGUUGGUAUGUCGCCAAUCAAUCAUCAACACUGCAACAUUGGCUUCUAAGUUUUGGAUGACACUAUUUAUUAUAGACUCAUUUUAAACAAGUUAUAUAGUCUGAAUUUUCAUUUUUAAUUUAAAU